This is a messenger RNA of Heterostelium album PN500, 996 nucleotides long. It is a transcript of the gene fbp, whose product is annotated as fructose-1,6-bisphosphatase. Gene Ontology annotation, cellular component: cytoplasm; cytosol. Gene Ontology annotation, molecular function: fructose 1,6-bisphosphate 1-phosphatase activity. The coding region runs from base 1 to 996 and encodes 331 amino acids. Gene Ontology annotation, biological process: fructose 6-phosphate metabolic process; fructose 1,6-bisphosphate metabolic process; sucrose biosynthetic process. NCBI's taxonomy places the organism in Eukaryota, Evosea, Eumycetozoa, Acytosteliales, Acytosteliaceae. The record is from RefSeq and is a predicted model, not a curated record. The transcript has 2 exons.
AUGUGUGAUACAAAUCUUAUUACUUUAAAUACAUGGUUGUUAAGAGAGGAACACAGUAAAUUGAUCAAUAGAGUAGAGUUUGCCAAUUUGAUGAGUGGUAUCGCUCUGGCAUGCAAGAUCACAUCGAACGCUAUAAAGAGAGCCGGUUUCGAACAGUUGUUUGGUUUGGCCGGUGUUACCAACGUCCACUCUGAAGACGUCAAAAAGUUGGAUAUCGUUGCCAACGAUGCAUUCAAGACCGCUUUGAAGUCGACUCGUGAAGUCUUCUGUAUGGUCUCUGAAGAGGAGGAGUCAAUCAUUCCAGUGCCAGAGCACCAAUCCGGUCAGUUUGUCAUUACAUUCGAUCCACUCGAUGGUUCAUCCAAUCUCGAUGCCAAUGUCUCUGUCGGUUCCAUCUUUGCCAUCUGGCCCAAAGUAUCAACUGAUUCCAAUUUCUCAGAUAAAGAUGUAUUGAGACCAGGUAGACAAAUGUAUGCCGCUGGUUAUGCACUCUAUGGUAGCGCUACUAUGUUGGUGUUGACACUGGGUAACGGUGUGUUUGGUUUCACAUUGGAUUACACAGUCGGUGAGUUCGUACUGACUCACGCCGAUAUGAAGAUUAAGCCACGUGGAUCGAUCUACUCGAUCAACGAGGGUAACAGUGUAUUCUGGGAGAAGGCAACCGCAGAGUAUGUCAAUUCAAUCAAGAGUGGCAGCAGUGGUCGUGCUCCAUACUCAUCGCGUUACAUCGGUAGUAUGGUUAGUGAUGUCCAUCGUACUCUGCUCUACGGUGGUAUCUUUAUGUACCCAGGCGAUACUAAAUCACCAAACGGUAAGCUCCGUUAUCUCUACGAAGUCGCACCACUCUCAUUCAUCGUCGAGCAGGCCGGUGGUAAGUCUUCAGACGGUAAACAACCAUGUCUGGAUAUUGUUCCAAAGACCAUUCAUCAACGUAACCCUGUAUUCAUGGGAAGCUCACAUGAUGUAACCGAUCUUGAAUCAUUCCACAAGAAAUAA